AUGCAUCAGACUUACCUCGACCAAUUGCACGCUCGUAUCGAGUCACUUGAGGCUCAAUCACGCUCCGUGCAAGGUCUAGACUCAAACACCGAAGCCCUCUCAUCGAGUUCAGUGCAGCUUAAUGCACGUCCUUCAUUAAGAAAUCCUCCAGACAGCCCCUUGAACGAAACUGGGACGCCGUCGAGGUCGGAGUCAAGUUCCCUUACGAAUACUCUGGUCACUUCCGGGCCACAGAUCAAGGUCCAUCGCUAUGGACACGUGGCCUACCUUGGACACAGCUCAACUCUCAGCUUCAGCCGUAAUGUCCGCAACCUUCUUCAACAGUCAUCCCCAAUUGCAGAUCCUGGGAGUGUAUCUAUGGAACGACAGGACAUAUCUUAUACCCGGACACUACCGCCGAUAGGUCUCGAUCUGUCAAGCAUCGCCUUGCCGAAGCUCUCUUAUGCUGAAUAUUUGACCAGCACGGUGAUUGUGCACAUCGGUUCUCUUUACUCCAUAUUCGAUGCAGACAUAUUUCUUCAAAGAAUGAGGAGAUUUUACGAUGACCGCGACAAAGGGUUGGAAGCUGAUGCGAGCCUAUGGCACAUUCAGAUGCUACUUGUGCUAGCGUUCGGCAAGUCGAUACAGUCCAGAGAACACUCUGAGAUGGGCCCCUCCGGAAUGGCCUACUUCACACUUGCCAUUGAAGCUAUGCCAGAUAUCAGAAGGCUCUACGAAGAUCCUUUGUUGUCAAUUGAGGUUCUCUGUUUGGCCGCUUUGUUCAUGCAUGCAACCGAUCUCCUACAGGAGGCCUAUGUCACGAUUGGCCAAGCCCUGCGGAUUUCUGUCACCAAAGUUCUAAACAAAAAGUUUCCGGAAGCGUUGAGGUCUUCAAACUUCGAGUACCAGAGACGCCUCUGGUGGACAGUAUACUGCAUCGAUAGGAAGUGCGCAGCGAUGCUGGGCAGUCCAUCUGUUAUGAGAGAUGACGACAUCUCAAUUCCGUUCCCAGAAAUAAAGCCGGGAGAUGAGUCGCAGAACGCAUUCGCUAUCCAUGCGAUCCUCUCUUCUCAUCUCGGCAAGAUCCUUGAUGCCAUCUAUGGAGUACACGAUCAACAGCGGAAUUUCCUUCUUGAAGUGAAGUCAAUUCUUUCUCGUAUUGCGGAAACCUACGUUGUCCUACGUCAACAUCUGCCGCUAGAUGUCCAGCAACCAGGCCAACCAAUUUCUCGCGAGUCUGCCACGCUCCAUCUUCUGCUCCACCAGUGUGUGAUUUUGACUGUUAGGCCUGUUCUCUUCUCACUUCUCAAGCCUCUUCUAGCGCUAGGUGCUCCGGUGCCCAAUGCUCGCCACUCUUCGUCGCCAUUUGAGUCGAUGCUGAGGAUGUGCAUCGAGUCUGCUGUCCAAAUUCUUAUGAUUAUGUCCAUUUUGAAGCAACAGAUGAUGUGCGAUAUCUUCUUGCCAUAUGAUAUCGAUGCGCUCUUUUCAGCAGCAUUUGCCUUGAUCCUGAUCGACAUCAUCCGGCCAGCAAAUGAGCUUCUUUGGGACUUGCCACAGGUUAUGAACCUACUUGGCGAGUUUGUAUCACGGCGCGUAGCUCCUGCGCAAGCUUAUCGGUCUGAUCUCGUACAAAUCCUUGAACUACAUACUAAGCUACGAGGGAACAACAGUCGCCAGCAUCAGGACACUGGGAACAUGUUCAAUGUGAGCCUUGUUCCUGGUCUGGACGAAUAUGCUAUAACCCACCCGGGCCAGUUAGGCAUAUCGCCUGACCCAUUGUGGUCAAACAUACGAGAUGGAAACGGAGUUGGAGAUCCCGCGCACCCUAACACAAUCCUUUCAGUGAUCGAUGAUCUAAAUGUAGAAGGUUUCGAUAUCUUAGACACUGCUAUGCUUGAUAAUGCGUGGAUGUGGGAUAUGGACGAUAUGUCUACAAACAUCUAAAUUAGGCUCUGGAUGUUAUAUUAAUCAUGCAUUGCUU
Fusarium oxysporum Fo47 is the source of this 1960-nucleotide messenger RNA. Its product is annotated as fungal specific transcription factor domain-containing protein. NCBI's taxonomy places the organism in Eukaryota, Fungi, Ascomycota, Sordariomycetes, Hypocreales, Nectriaceae. Gene Ontology annotation, biological process: DNA-templated transcription. Gene Ontology annotation, molecular function: zinc ion binding; DNA binding. The record is from RefSeq and is a predicted model, not a curated record. The coding region runs from base 1 to 1923 and encodes 640 amino acids. The transcript is spliced from 8 exons.